AAUGGAAUUGUCCAUAGAUUUGUAACCUGAAAGUUUUAGGAUUAACCAUGAAGGGAAAUUGAUUUUAACAUAUCUGGGAAAUGCAAAGCUAAUAAGAAAAUCUAAGAGAUAAAGAACGUAUACAAUUAAAGGUACUCCACAUUACAUGGCUCCUGAGAUCCUUACAGGUAAGGGUUACUCUUAUAUUGUUGAUUUUUGGAGUUUAGGUGUUAGCUUUUAUGGAUUUCUAUGUGGAGGAAUGCCAUAUGGCGAAGAAGUUAAUGUAAUCUUAUGUUUAUAGUAGGACCCUUAUGAUAUAUACGAUUUCAUCGUUACCAAAGAAUUAACAUUUCCUAAUUUCUUAUAAGACGAAUAAGCUAAAAUUUGCAUAAGAUAGUUAUUAUCUCAAUAACCUGAAACUAGAUUAGGAAAUUCAAUUGCUGAUUUAAAAGCUCAUGCAUGGUUUGAAGGUUUUGAUUGGGAUAAAUUGUACACCCAGUAAUUAAAGCCACCUGUAUGAAUUUACAUUAAAUCUUAGUCUAUACCUCCUUAAGACUAAAUGAUUUCUGAUACGGAAAUUAAGACAUAAAUUUAAUAAGGCAAAUUUAUUUAAUAAGAGAUUGAGGAACAAUAGUCAAAAAGAAAGAUUAAAUAAAAUUAAAUAUUAGAUCUUGAUUGGGAUGAAUCAUUUUGA
Molecule: messenger RNA, 673 nt
Organism: Paramecium octaurelia
Lineage: Eukaryota; Ciliophora; Oligohymenophorea; Peniculida; Parameciidae
Source: the annotation of a GenBank genome assembly